AUGGCCAAUUCCAACCUUCAGCGCACACGAAUGACUGUUACUAUUGUAUACCAAGCAUGCGUGGGUCGCCCUCGCUCGACCUGCGUUGGUGGAGCAUACCGUUUGAACAUCCCUCUCCACCCUGACUUGGCUUUCACCCGCAAGAUGGCGACGAGCUUGAACGGGAAGGAAGCGAGCACAGCCUUCAUCUUCAUGACGGCCUCUAUCGCUACCUCCAUGUACACGAGCUGCCAAUGCUGGUACCGGUGGCGUACCGGCAACCAUUCUCGGCAGCCAUAA
Molecule: messenger RNA, 279 nt
Organism: Plenodomus lingam JN3
Lineage: Eukaryota; Fungi; Ascomycota; Dothideomycetes; Pleosporales; Leptosphaeriaceae
Source: RefSeq, a predicted model, not a curated record